UUUUUCACUCUUUAUCUUUAUUCACUUUAUUACCCGCGGCUACAAAAGUACGCACUCUCCGGCGAUUCUCUUUUUCAAUCGCCGCCCGAAUACUCGCAGUGCUGUUCCUCUCCCAGACACAUCUUCCCUUUGACCGUAUCCGGUAUCCCCCACAUAAAACAAGUUCUCUCUCUUAAAAAAAAAAGAAAUAAUAACAUGAAUAAAUUAAUAAUAAAUUAUUAAAAAAGCGGGAACAAAAAGCGCUCACUAUUUUAUAUAUAGCUGAUGUGAGACGAGUUCCCUCAACAAACCCCACGUACGCCCUUUUCGUCCUCCCCUCUCUCUCUCUCUCUCUCGCUCGUCGUCCUCGUCUUCUUCUUCAUCGGGAGGUUUCAUCUUCCUAAACCCUAAUUCUCGCUUACUACUUACUAAUUCGGUGGAGUCCUUGAUCGAAGAGAUCGAUCGGGAUCGAGCUCGAGAUCGAGAUUCAUGGCCCCCCCCAACACCUGGAUCUCCUUCUCCUUACCUCCGAUCGAAAUGCUCCUCACCCCCUACGCCUCAGCCUACGCCUCCGAUCCGAUCGUCCCUUCCUCCCACCACGACGCCGCUUCGUACCAAUUCCUCUCCCAGGCAAUGAAGCUCGAGGACACCGCCGCGGCGCACGGAUCCCCGCCGUUGGAUCCGUGCAUCGAAACCCUAGCCGACGCCCACGAUUCGUCCGCCUCCUUCACGGGCGCUACCGAUCGGCGCGGCUACGAAGUGCCCUACCCAUUUCUCCUCGCCUCCGCGAGCUCGGAAAUGGCGGAGGAGCCCUCGUCGGUGAUCGGCGGCGCCGCCUCCGCCUCCGCCGGGUACUCGCCGGAAUCCGGCCGCGAAAUCACCGUGCCGUCGUAUCCGCCGCCGCCGCCGCCGAUGCUAGCGGCGGCGCAGCCGCGAUCGGAGCGGAGUGCGGCGGUGGGCUCGUGUAAGAGAACCUCAGCGUACCGAGGUGUUACCAGGCACAGGUGGACGGGGAGGUACGAGGCGCACCUGUGGGAUAACACGUGCCAGAGGGAGGGACAGAAACGCAAGGGUAGGCAAGUUUACUUAGGUGGCUAUGACAAAGAGGAAAAGGCAGCAAGGGCUUACGAUCUCGCAGCUUUAAAGUAUUGGGGUCCUACUGCUGCUACAAAUUUUCCAGUAGAAAAUUAUAGCAAUGAGAUUGAGAAUAUGAAGGACAUGACGAAGCAAGAAUUCAUAGCAUCCUUACGAAGAAAAAGCAGUGGCUUUUCAAGAGGUGCUUCCAUAUAUCGAGGAGUAACGAGGCAUCACCAACAUGGACGGUGGCAAGCGAGGAUAGGCCGGGUCGCAGGCAACAAGGAUCUCUAUCUAGGAACUUUUGCGACGGAAGAGGAAGCUGCCGAGGCAUACGACGUAGCUGCAAUCAAGUUCAGAGGAGUGAACGCGGUCACCAACUUCGAGAUUAGCAAUUACGACGUGGAAGCUAUCGCCAGUACGGACCUACCGAUCGGAGCAUCGACGAAACGGACGAAGCUUGCACCCAAAGAAGACGACCAACUCGCGUCCUUCAGCCUGAUUCAUCACCACCCGAACAGCACACCCUUCGGCCCGAUUCAUCAACACCCGGAUCUCAUACCCGUAGGUUUCUUCCCGAAUCUAUUUCAGCUUCGCGCUUCUUGUCCCUUGAGCUCUCUAGCUUACUACACUGUAGGCGAGCCUAACCUGGACUUGCAUAGCUAGGGUUUGUAUUAGCUUGCUGCUAGCAUAAAAACCUACUUAACGUACCGGCUGCUGUAGGGAGUCGACUUCUUCAGCUGACAGCUUUUUAGUUUUCCGCUAAUCUAGUGAGUGCUUUUUGAAUACAUGUUG
Ananas comosus (pineapple) is the source of this 1848-nucleotide messenger RNA. RefSeq names its product AP2-like ethylene-responsive transcription factor AIL5. The record is from RefSeq and is a predicted model, not a curated record. The transcript has 8 exons. NCBI's taxonomy places the organism in Eukaryota, Viridiplantae, Streptophyta, Magnoliopsida, Poales, Bromeliaceae. Bases 469 to 1719 code for a protein of 416 amino acids. Gene Ontology annotation, biological process: regulation of DNA-templated transcription. Gene Ontology annotation, molecular function: DNA-binding transcription factor activity; DNA binding.